Messenger RNA from Athene cunicularia (burrowing owl), 2310 nucleotides. RefSeq names its product LYN proto-oncogene, Src family tyrosine kinase (gene LYN). The record is from RefSeq and is a predicted model, not a curated record. Gene Ontology annotation, molecular function: signaling receptor binding; ATP binding; non-membrane spanning protein tyrosine kinase activity. Lineage: Eukaryota; Metazoa; Chordata; Aves; Strigiformes; Strigidae. The transcript is spliced from 13 exons. Gene Ontology annotation, biological process: cell surface receptor protein tyrosine kinase signaling pathway; innate immune response; cell differentiation. The coding region runs from base 48 to 1589 and encodes 513 amino acids. Gene Ontology annotation, cellular component: extrinsic component of cytoplasmic side of plasma membrane.
AAGGAGAGGUUUGAAAAGCAUUCAUAGUGGAUUCUUUGAAGAGAAAUAUGGGAUGUAUAAAAUCAAAAAGGAAAGAGAAUCUGCAUGGAGAUGGUCUAGAUUUGAAGAAUCAACCAGUACGUAAAACUGAACGAACUAUUUAUGUGAGGGAUCCAACGUCCAAUAAACAGCAAAGGCCAGCAAAUCCAGAAGCACAGCUCUUACCAGGACAGAGGUUUGUCAGUGAAGAAACAGAGGAGCAUGGAGUCAUUGUGGUAGCUUUGUAUCCCUAUGAUGGCAUUCAUGAAGAUGACUUGUCCUUCAAAAAAGGAGAAAAAUUGAAAGUUAUUGAGGAGCUGGGAGAAUGGUGGAGAGCAAAAUCACUCACAACAAGGAAGGAAGGCUUUAUUCCCAGCAACUAUGUAGCAAAAGUAGACACCCUGGAAACAGAAGAAUGGUUCUUCAAAGACAUAACCAGAAAAGAUGCCGAAAGACAACUCCUGGCUCCUGGAAAUAGUCCUGGAGCUUUCCUUAUCAGAGAAAGUGAAACAUUAAAAGGGAGCUAUUCUCUCUCCAUAAGAGACUAUGAUCCACAGCAUGGUGAUGUUAUUAAGCACUACAAAAUUAGGAGUCUAGACAAUGGAGGAUUUUACAUCUCUCCAAGAAUAACUUUUCCCAACAUCAAUGAUAUGAUCAAACAUUAUCAAAAGCAAUCAGAUGGCUUAUGCAGAAAGUUGGAAAAAGCUUGUAUUAGUCCCAAGCCUCAAAAACCAUGGGAUAAAGAUGCAUGGGAAAUCCCACGGGAAUCAAUUAAAUUAGUGAAGAAACUUGGAGCUGGUCAAUUUGGAGAAGUCUGGAUGGGUUACUAUCAUAAUAGUACAAAAGUGGCCGUGAAGACUCUGAAGCCUGGAACGAUGUCUGUGCAAGCCUUUCUGGAGGAAGCCAACCUCAUGAAAACACUUCAGCAUGAUAAGCUCGUUAGGCUUUAUGCUGUAGUGACCAAAGAAGAACCUAUUUAUAUUAUAACAGAAUUCAUGGCUAAAGGAAGUCUGCUGGAUUUUCUGAAGAGUGAUGAAGGAAGUAAAUUGUUGCUUCCAAAGCUAAUUGACUUCUCUGCUCAGAUUGCAGAAGGGAUGGCAUAUAUAGAAAGAAAAAAUUAUAUCCAUCGAGAUUUGAGAGCAGCAAAUGUUCUGGUUUCAGACUUACUGAUGUGCAAAAUUGCUGAUUUUGGACUAGCGAGAGUCAUCGAAGACAACGAAUAUACAGCAAGGGAAGGUGCAAAAUUCCCUAUUAAAUGGACAGCACCAGAGGCAAUUAACUAUGGAUCUUUCACUAUCAAAUCUGAUGUGUGGUCAUUCGGGAUUCUCCUGUAUGAAAUUGUUACAUACGGAAAGAUUCCUUAUCCAGGUAUGAGCAAUUCAGAUGUGAUGGUUGCUCUUCAGCGCGGGUACCGGAUGCCACGCAUGGAAACCUGUCCAGCUGAGCUUUACGAUAUUAUGAAAACAUGCUGGAAAGACAGAGCAGAAGAGAGGCCAACAUUUGAUUACCUACAGAGCGUGCUUGAUGAUUUCUACACAGCAACAGAAGGGCAGUAUCAACAACAGCCAUAGAACAAAGAACACUUUUUCUAUUGACAUUGAUCAUUGGCACAGACUAUUUUUUGGACAGACUGCUCAAACCAAUUACUUCAUGAGUUUGGAUGUCUUAACUAAGUGUGGAAGCUGAAAUGCUGAAGGAAAAAGUAAUUCUGCGGAGAAAAUAAUAAUGUUUUUAUUUGUUUGAAACUGUUCCUCUAAAGCUUGGAGUUCUCCUGAAAUGCUCUGUGUUUUGCAUCUGCAGAAGCAUCCCAAAGCAAGGAGGCUUUUUGGGGUGGGGAGGGAGAAGGAAGAAAAGCGACCAUGCUCUGGUACAGUUUGACAGUGCCUUCUUAGGAUCUAAAAGUCAUGCAAUGCAUUACAAGGAGACCUUUACAAAAGGGGCAAGAAGGUGCACAAACAGCUGUUUUCAAAAGAAAAAGUCAUGAAGGAGAACUUACCGAUUUAAGACAUGGUGAUGAUCUUAAAUCAUCUUUUUUGAAAUACAGUAUAUUGUGAAAGUUAUUUUUAUAUCCUUGUUAUUUCACAUUAGUAUCUGGAGUACUGUCACCUCUUGCAAGACUUUUUAAACAGUGUCAUGAUUCCCAUUAAGGAAGGUUUAUAUAUGUAACUCUUUACACUGAAGAUGAUUCUGUUUUACUGCUGUAUUACUCAUGCUAAAUUUAAAAUAAUUUUCAAAGCAUCACACAGCCAUCACAGAUGCAGAAGUGCAAUAUGGACACACAUGACAGCUCUG